UGCUGUGCUGUCACGAGCUCGGUGUCGACGCCGGAGCAGGAGACGGACGGACGGACGGACGGACGGGACCGGAGGACGUUCAGCCUUUACCCGCCGUUAGCGCGUCGCCCAGGGCAGAGCUGGGCCCCGACCCCCCGAGCAGGACCCCCCCCGCCGGCUGUCAGCAGCCCGACCCCCGAACCCUCGACCCCCGGAGCUCCGCUAGCCUUAGCCGCUAGCCCGCUAGCCCUCUCUCUCCGUGACUCCCCGCGGUGCUGCAGCCCCGCAGCCCCGGUACCGGGCCGGGCCUGAGCUCCAGCCCCGGGUCCCCCCACCUGACCGAGCCCCCCCCCCAGGAACCAGGACCGGGCCUGAGAUAAACCCGUUAAUCCCCGCAGGUCGGAUUGAAUGAAGCCCUGCGCCUGCGUGUAGCGGAAACGAACCGGGACGGAGAGAUCCUGAUCCUGCAGGUCCGGCAGGUGCUGCCCGACCCCGGCCAGAACCAGCCCAGCAGACCAGGACACGUGGGCCCGCAGAGCCCGGAACCAGACCCGCUCAGCCCGCCAGGAGGCCGGACAGACCCAGCCCAGCCCCGCAGAACCAGCCCCAGAACCAGCCCUAUAGCCGGCCCGACCCGCCAUCAUGCCGGCCGUGUCCAAAGGAGACGGGAUGCGCGGAUUAGCCGUGUUCAUCUCCGACAUCAGAAACUGUAAGAGCAAGGAGGCUGAGAUCAAGCGAAUAAACAAAGAGCUGGCCAACAUCCGCUCCAAGUUUAAAGGGGACAAGGCCCUGGAUGGAUACAGCAAGAAGAAGUACGUCUGCAAGCUCCUCUUCAUCUUCCUGCUCGGCCAUGACAUCGAUUUUGGACACAUGGAGGCGGUGAACCUGCUGAGCUCCAACAAGUACACAGAGAAACAGAUCGGCUACCUGUUCAUUUCAGUGCUGGUAAACAGCAACAGUGAACUGAUCCGUCUCAUCAACAACGCCAUCAAGAAUGACCUGUCCAGCCGUAACCCCACCUUCAUGUGCCUGGCGCUUCACUGCAUCGCCAACGUGGGAAGCCGUGAGAUGGCGGAGGCCUUUGCCAGUGAGAUCCCUCGCAUCCUGGUGGCUGGUGACACGAUGGACAGUGUGAAGCAGUCGGCUGCUCUGUGUCUGCUGCGUCUCUACAAGACUUCUCCUGACCUGGUGUUGAUGGGGGAAUGGACAUCACGUGUGGUGCACCUGCUCAACGACCAGCACAUGGGCGUGGUAACGGCGGCCAUCUCUCUCAUCACCUGUCUGAGCCAGAAGAACCCAGAUGAGUUCAAGACCUGCGUUUCCCUGGCUGUUUCCCGACUCAGCAGGAUUGUGUCCUCGGCCUCCACCGAUCUGCAGGACUACACAUACUACUUUGUUCCUGCACCGUGGCUGUCCUGCAAGCUGCUGCGUUUGCUGCAGUGUUACCCCCCACCAGAGGACGGUGCUGUCAAGGGCCGUCUGGUGGAGUGUCUGGAGACCAUUCUCAACAAGGCUCAGGAGCCCCCCAAGUCCAAGAAGGUGCAGCACUCCAACGCCAAGAAUGCCAUCUUGUUUGAGGCUAUAUCGCUUAUCAUCCAUUAUGACAGCGAGCCGAACCUGCUGGUGCGAGCCUGUAACCAGCUGGGCCAGUUCCUGCAGCACAGAGAGACCAACCUGCGCUACCUGGCUCUGGAGAGCAUGUGCACCUUGGCCAGCUCCGAGUUUUCCCACGAAGCUGUAAAGACACACAUCGAGACGGUCAUCAACGCCCUCAAGACUGAGAGAGAUGUGAGUGUUCGACAGCGAGCAGCUGACCUGCUGUAUGCCAUGUGCGAUCGCAGCAACGCUAAACAGAUCGUGGCGGAGAUGCUCAGCUACCUGGAGACGGCAGAUUACUCCAUCAGAGAGGAGAUGGUGCUGAAAGUUGCCAUCCUUGCAGAGAAGUAUGCUGUGGACUACUCCUGGUAUGUAGACACCAUUCUGAACCUCAUCCGCAUCGCUGGAGACUACGUCAGCGAGGAGGUGUGGUACCGAGUCAUCCAGAUCGUCAUCAACCGCGACGAUGUCCAGGGAUACGCUGCCAAGACCGUUUUUGAGGCCUUGCAGGCCCCUGCCUGCCACGAGAACAUGGUGAAGGUCGGAGGCUACAUUUUGGGAGAGUUUGGUAACCUGAUUGCUGGGGACCCCAGGUCCAGCCCGUUGGUCCAGUUCAACCUGCUCCACUCCAAGUUCCACCUGUGCUCCGUGCCGACCCGGGCCCUGCUGCUGUCGGCCUACAUCAAGUUCAUCAACCUGUUCCCGGAGACCAAGGCCACCAUCCAGGAGGUGCUGCGCUGCGACAGCCAGAUCCGCAACUCUGACGUGGAGCUGCAGCAGCGGGCCGUCGAGUACCUCAAGCUGUCUUCCAUCGCUAGCACUGAUGUCCUGGCCACAGUCUUGGAGGAGAUGCCUCCUUUCCCAGAGAGGGAGUCUUCAAUUUUGGCAAAGCUGAAGAAGAAGAAGGGGCCCGGGGCCGUGUCCGUGACGGAGCUGGAGGAUGGUAAAAGGGAGCCCGGGGAGCUGAACGGAGGGGCCGAUCGGGGACCAGACACAGCAGCCAUGGCCGCCUCUAACGCUUCCACUCCAUCCCCGUCGGCCGACCUGCUCGGGAUCCGCUCCGCUGCUCCGGUUAGUACCGCUCCAGCCAGCACCGGCAGCCUGCUGGUGGAUGUCUUCUCGGAGACGGGGCCCGCUGCACCUUCAGCUGCUGUGAACGAUGACGGCUUCCUCAGAGAUCUGGAACCGCCCACCGAGACCUCCGAUGCCCUUUUGGUGGAGGGUUCCGGUGACUCGGACUCUGCUCCUCCCUCUGAGGAUCCUGCUCCUCCUCUGUCUGAAGCAGACGAGCUUCUCGACAAGUUCGUCUGCAAGAACAACGGGGUUCUGUUCGAGAACCAGCUGCUGCAGAUCGGCAUCAAGUCAGAGUAUCGGCAGAACCUGGGGAGGAUGUACCUGUUCUACGGUAACAAGACGUCGGUGCAGUUCGCCAGCUUCACCACCACCGUCAGCUGUCCUGGAGAGCUCCAGUCUCAGCUCAACGUUCAGACCAAACAGGUGGAGCCCUUGGUGGAGGGUGGAGCCCAGAUCCAGCAGGUCCUCAACAUCGAGUGCAUUACCGACUUCUCAGACGCGCCGCUGCUCAACAUCAAGUUCCGCUACGGAGGGGCUCUGCAGAACCUGACCCUCAAGCUGCCCGUCACCAUCAACAAGUUCUUCCAGCAGACGGAGAUGGCCUCACAAGACUUCUUCCAGCGCUGGAAACAGCUGAGCCAGCCUGCGCAAGAAGCACAGAAGAUCUUCAAGGCCAACAACAGCAUGGACACGGAAGUCCUGAAGGCAAAGCUGCUGGGGUUAGGGAUGGCCCUGCUGGACAACGUGGACCCCAACCCGGAGAACUACGUGUGUGCUGGAGUCAUCCAGACCAAGAGCCAGCAGGUCGGCUGCCUGCUCAGACUGGAACCAAACGCACAGGCCCAGACGUCUGACCCGUGUGUCUCUCAGCAGAUGUACCGGCUGACUCUGCGCUGCAGCAAGGACUCGGUGUCCCAGCGUCUGUGCGAGCUGCUGGCCCAGCAGUUCUAGGCCCGGCCCCCCAGCGAGACCAGUCCUCCCAGCGUGACCAGUCCUCCCACCACCCCCACCAGCGACCUCCCCCUCCUCCCUCCUCCCUCCAGCAGAGAGUCCAGGGGUAAAAGAAGGUUCAACCUCCAUAAGGGAAGAAGCCGCCGCUGCCAGCAGCAGCAGCAGCAAUAUUAUUGUCUUUAUUCUUGUCCCACAUUCUAAUUCCAGCUCAUCUUCUACUCGUUUAUUAACAUGAUGCUACAAUCUCCUUUUCCUUGGUUUACCUGUGUAGCUGGUGUGUUUAUGGCCAGGAGUGUGUGUGAGAGUGUGUGUGAGUGUGUGUGGGUGUCCCAUGGUUGUGCUGGGGUCUCAUUCUGCUCCAUCCUGACUGAAGUAGUGAUGCAUCUCUCCAUGUCUUGUCUGCAUUUGUGAGAUUUAAUCUGCUAAACAUUCCUGGAAGUUAAGUGGGAAGACAAGUGUUAAUUACACACACACACACACACACAUACACACACACAUUCCCCCCCUCACACACACACGUGUAAGGCCUGCGUGGCUCCUUGUGGUGGGAGAUCUGAAGCGUUUUCCAAAUUAAAAGCACUUCAGACGUGGAGAUCCCCUCAUUCCUCCCGUCGCCCCGCAGUCAGUCGCCCCUCGUCUGGAUUAACUAGUGCAAUUAUUUUUGAUGUGUAUGUAAAUAUGUGCCAGUGAGUCACUUUCUCUUGUUUUCAGACACAUUCCCAUCCCCGCGUUUAAAUGCUGGUGAUAAUCAGAGCUGCUCAGGUAGAGGGAGCUUCAGAACGGACACUAUGUAGACUUUUGUACAGGAUGAGACCCGUCUGCGGGUCAGAUUUCCACGACUCCCAACACAGGCUCAGAGGCAGCGCCGCUGAAAACCCUCGGGGCGUCUGUGAGCUGCUUCUCCUCCGGAGACGGAGUCUCACUGAGCCGGCAGGGCCGCUUCCUCAUCUCCUAAACCAGAGCAAGUGUUUGAGCUGAACACGAGUGUUCUGCUUGGGUUAGUGAUGGGGUCGUGAGCGUUUCACCUGAGCUUGUGUUUGGAGGCGUGUGUUGGGAGAGUGCUAACUCUGCAGGGUUUCUAGUGAAGCUCUGCGCCGCUGAGCCCAGACCCCCCCCACCAUCCCAGCUUUAUCCUAAACACCAGUCCUGCUUCUAAAGCAAAACAUUACCAGUAUCAGGAGGUUAAUUCCAAUAAAUCAGGUGUGUUCUCAGUCACUACAGGCGAUCCCCUUCAUCUGCAGCUUCCUAAACUCCGCUGGACUUCCUGUCACUUACAAGCACUGAUGUUGUGGGGGGGGACAGGAUGUGACACCCACAAGUCCAUGACAGCUACAGGGGACUCUGUACAUAUGUGUGUGAAUGAGAGCGUGGCUGGAAACGGGUGAGAAGAAAAAAAGAAAAGAAAAGCCUACAGACAUUUCUAAUACACGGUCACAUUACAUCCUGCGACUGCUCGGCGGUCGCCGGACAUUUGAACUUUGUAGUGGAAACGUAGUCAUUUUGUCAUUUUGUGAGCGUGUGUAUGUGAGUUUGUGUGUCUAUGCAGUAUCCACUAGCUAAUACAGCCUCAUGUAUCGGUGUUAAGAAACUGUCCAAUACCUGUGUUAGAAUUAAGAUUUACCCUGUAAUGAAAAGAAAUGUGAAAGUAAAGUUAUGCCAUAUAUCUGAA
Messenger RNA from Cololabis saira (Pacific saury), 5269 nucleotides. RefSeq names its product adaptor related protein complex 2 subunit alpha 1 (gene ap2a1). Gene Ontology annotation, cellular component: AP-2 adaptor complex; membrane coat. Gene Ontology annotation, molecular function: clathrin-cargo adaptor activity. NCBI's taxonomy places the organism in Eukaryota, Metazoa, Chordata, Actinopteri, Beloniformes, Belonidae. Gene Ontology annotation, biological process: clathrin-dependent endocytosis; intracellular protein transport. The transcript has 21 exons. The record is from RefSeq and is a predicted model, not a curated record. Bases 622 to 3600 code for a protein of 992 amino acids.